CGGACCGACGCCUGCGAGCCUGUUCCCUCUGCGCCCUCAGCUUCCUGGGCUGGCAGUUUUUUAAAAUGAAGAAGUUUAAUUUCCGAAAAGUUUUGGAUGGCUUAACUGCCUCUUCCCCUGGCAGUGGCAGCAACACUGGUAGUGGGGCUGGAAGUGGUCCCGGGCACCCUGCAGGGACCGCGGGGCUUCUCAGAGAGGAGAUUCAGGAAACCCUGACUUCAGACUACUUCCAGCUUUGCAAGACAGUUCGGCAUGGUUUUCCUUAUCAGCCUACAGCAUUAGCCUUUGAUCCGGUUCAGAAAAUCUUGGCUAUUGGGACGAGAACAGGUGCCAUACGAAUACUUGGGAGACCUGGUGUUGAUUGUUAUUGCCAACAUGAAAGUGGUGCAGCUGUCCUGCAGCUCCAAUUCUUGAUCAAUGAGGGUGCUUUGGUCAGUGCAAGUUCAGAUGAUACUCUUCAUUUGUGGAACCUUAGACAAAAAAGACCAGCUAUUCUUCAUUCUCUUAAAUUUAACCGAGAACGAAUUACUUACUGUCAUCUACCUUUCCAGAGUAAAUGGCUCUAUGUUGGAACAGAAAGAGGAAAUACACAUAUUGUAAAUAUUGAGUCUUUCAUUCUUUCUGGAUAUGUUAUCAUGUGGAACAAAGCAAUUGAACUAUCCACAAAGACUCAUCCAGGUCCAGUUGUACAUUUAAGUGAUAGCCCAAGAGAUGAAGGGAAACUGCUAAUUGGUUAUGAAAAUGGUACUGUAGUACUCUGGGACUUGAAAUCUAAAAGGGCAGAACUGCGAGUUUAUUAUGAUGAGGCUAUUCAUUCAAUUGAUUGGCACCAUGAGGGCAAGCAGUUCAUGUGCAGCCAUUCAGAUGGCAGCUUGACUUUAUGGAACCUGAAAAGUCCAAGUCGCCCUUUCCAGACCACAAUUCCACAUGGAAAAAGUCAAAGAGAAGGAAGAAAAUCUGAAUCUUGUAAACCAAUUCUUAAAGUAGAAUACAAGACCUGUAGAAACAGUGAGCCAUUCAUAAUAUUUUCUGGUGGACUGUCCUAUGACAAAGCUUGCAGAAGACCAAGUUUAACCAUCAUGCAUGGAAAAGCAAUCACAGUACUUGAAAUGGAUCAUCCCAUUGUUGAAUUUCUAACUUUAUGUGAAACACCCUAUCCAAAUGAAUUUCAAGAACCCUAUGCUGUCGUAGUACUUCUGGAAAAAGAUCUCAUUGUAGUUGAUCUGACACAAAGCAAUUUUCCAAUCUUUGAAAAUCCAUAUCCCAUGGACAUUCAUGAGUCACCGGUUACGUGUACUGCAUACUUUGCUGAUUGCCCUCCGGAUUUGAUUCUAGUUCUCUAUUCUAUAGGAGUCAAGCAUAAAAAACAAGGGUACAGUAAUAAGGAGUGGCCAAUCAGUGGAGGAGCUUGGAACCUAGGAACACAAACAUAUCCAGAAAUUAUUAUUACUGGUCAUGCAGACGGAUCAGUAAAAUUUUGGGAUGCUUCUGCAAUCACUCUGCAGAUGCUGUACAAGCUAAAAACUUCUAAAGUAUUUGAAAAACAGAAGGUAGGAGAAGGAAAACAAACAUGUGAAAUUGUAGAGGAAGAUCCAUAUGCCAUUCAGAUGAUUUACUGGUGUCCAGAGAGCAGAAUAUUGUGUGUGUCAGGAGUCUCUGCGUAUGUCAUCAUUUAUAAAUUCAGCAGACAUGAAAUUACAACAGAAAUAGUGUCAUUAGAAGUACGACUUCAGUACGAUGUCGAAGAUAUUAUUACCCCUGAAACAGAAACAAGUCCUCCGUUUCCAGAUCUCUCAUCCCACCUUCCUUCAAGGAGUCUUUCUGGGAGCACUAACACUGUGGCUAGCGAGGGAGUAGCAAAGGACAGUAUCCCAUGCCUCAGUGUUAAGACUCGUCCAGUGCGGAUGCCUCCAGGAUAUCAAGCAGAACUUGUUAUUCAGUUGGUGUGGGUGGAUGGUGAACCUCCCCAGCAGAUCACUAGCCUUUCUGUAAGCUCAGCCUAUGGAAUAGUUGCAUUUGGGAACUGCAAUGGGUUGGCUGUGGUGGAUUUUAUGCAGAAGACAGUUCUGUUAAGCAUGGGAACCGUUGACUUUUACAGAUCAAGUGACCUAUACCAACGACAGCCGCGAUCUCCUCGAAAAAAUAAGCAGUUCAUUGCAGACAACUUUUGCAUGCGUGGCCUGUCUAACUUUUAUCCUGAUUUAACGAAACGGAUCCGUACUUCCUAUCAGAGUUUAACUGAGCUUAAUGACAGUCCAGUUCCCCUGGAACUUGAACGAUGCAAGUCUCCUACUGCAGACCAUGUAAAUGGACACUGCACAAGUCCAACCUCUCAGAGUUGUGGUUCUGGAAAACGCCUUUCUAGUGCUGACGUUACAAAAAUAAAUCGCUGGGGUGGAAGACCACCAUUUCGAAAGGCACAAUCAGCUGCUUGCAUGGAGAUUUCUUUCCCAGUUACAACAGAAGAAAUCCGAGAAAAUUCUUAUAAUCGUUCUAGAAGCUCUAGCAUCUCCAGUAUUGAUAAAGAUUCUAAAGAAGCAAUUACGGCCCUUUACUUCAUGGAAUCCUUUGCACGGAAAAAUGACUCUACCAUCUCCCCUUGUCUCUUUGUUGGAACUAGUCUGGGAAUGGUGUUAAUCAUCUCCCUAAACCUCCCUUCAACAGAUGAACAAAGGUUUACAGAGCCAGUCAUUGUAUUGCCAAGUGGUACACUCCUCUCAUUGAAAGGAGCCGUGCUAACAUUCUCCUGCAUGGACCGAACGGGUGGAUUAAUGCAACCGCCAUAUGAAGUUUGGAGGGAUCCAAACAAUAUAGAUGAAAAUGAAAAAUCUUGGAGAAGAAAACUGGUCGUGAACUCCCCCUCUGCAUCCCAAGAAAUAGGAGAUCAUCAGUAUACAAUAAUCUGCUCAGAAAAACAAGCCAAAGUCUUCUCACUGCCUUCUCAGACUUGCCUUUAUGUUCAUAGCAUCACCGAGACGUCAUUUAUACUGCAAGCAGAUGUGGUGGUCAUGUGUAACAGUGCCUGCUUGGCGUGUUUUUGUGCCAAUGGGCAUAUCAUGAUAAUGAGCCUCCCUAGUCUGCGCCCAAUGUUGGAUGUUAAUUACUUGCCGCUGACAGACAUGAGGAUAGCGCGGACGUUUUGUUUUACCAAUGAAGGACAGGCGUUGUACCUUGUCUCGCCUACUGAAAUUCAGCGGGUGACAUACAGCCAAGACAUGUGUGAUCAUCUACAGGACAUGCUAGGAGAUUUGUUCACUCCCAUAGAGACACCAGAAGCUCAAAACAGAGGCUUUCUCAAGGGACUGUUUGGUGGAAGUGGACAGACAUUUGACAGAGAAGAACUCUUUGGGGAAGCUUCUGCCGGAAGAGCAUCCCGGAGCCUUGCGCAGCACAUCCCUGGACCAGGUGGGAUAGAAGGGGUGAAAGGCGCCGCUGGGGGGGUGCUGGGAGAGCUGACCCGUGCACGGAUUGCGCUGGAUGAGAGGGGACAGAGGCUCGGGGAGCUGGAGGAGAAAACCGCCGGCAUGAUGACCAGCGCAGAAGCGUUUUCCAAACAUGCACAUGAGUUAAUGCUCAAAUAUAAGGAUAAGAAAUGGUACCAAUUCUAAACUUCUAAAGAAGCUGCGACUGCUUUGAGAAACCAUUAUUCAGGGAAACCAGAUUUAUUCCCAGCAUCACCAUUCAACUGCUAGAAGCCAGUUUCUUCUACAAAACGUUUCAUCACAGUCCAUCUGAAGUUAUCAUGAGGGAGACGUAUCAGAGACACGGUACAACCCAAAGGCUGGAACCCUGGUUAAAAUCCCGAGAUACAGCGGAGUUUGCCGUUUCCCACGUGAAUGGAGCCGUCGUCUUGGCAUGCUGGUUGCUAAGGAUUUACAUUUAGGAACUAUGGGGAGUCCCAGUUUGAAAAAAAAUCCUGUACAAACAAAAGCAUUAACGCACUUAAUGAAAAAAAAAUCUUUGCAUGAUAAAUUAACAUCUUAAGAGGAAAAGAAAAAAAGCAUGUUGCGACAGAAGAAAAAAAGAUUUAUGGCAAACUGUUUUUACAAAUUGGGGUAAACCUACAAUUUAAAAAUAUGCAUUAGAAGAUAUCAGUGCAUUUCAAGUAUAUUUGCCAUUCCCAACUGAAAAA
Molecule: messenger RNA, 4132 nt
Organism: Loxodonta africana (African savanna elephant)
Lineage: Eukaryota; Metazoa; Chordata; Mammalia; Proboscidea; Elephantidae
Gene: STXBP5L
Product: syntaxin binding protein 5L
Exons: 28
Coding region: 66-3608 (1180 amino acids)
Biological process (GO): regulation of protein secretion; regulation of exocytosis
Cellular component (GO): SNARE complex; cytoplasm; plasma membrane
Molecular function (GO): myosin II binding; syntaxin binding; GTPase activator activity
Source: RefSeq, a predicted model, not a curated record